Messenger RNA from Otolemur garnettii (small-eared galago), 934 nucleotides. RefSeq names its product sodium/potassium transporting ATPase interacting 2 (gene NKAIN2). NCBI's taxonomy places the organism in Eukaryota, Metazoa, Chordata, Mammalia, Primates, Galagidae. Gene Ontology annotation, biological process: regulation of sodium ion transport. Bases 249 to 569 code for a protein of 106 amino acids. The record is from RefSeq and is a predicted model, not a curated record. The transcript has 6 exons.
GUGUGCUGGAGAGACAAAUAUUUGAUUUCCUUGGAUAUCAGUGGGCACCUAUCCUGGCCAAUUUUGUCCAUAUUAUUAUCGUCAUUCUUGGUUUAUUUGGAACUAUUCAAUAUAGACCUCGUUACAUAACAGGAUAUGCUGUCUGGCUAGUCCUCUGGGUUACGUGGAAUGUGUUUGUUAUCUGCUUCUAUUUGGAGGCUGGAGACCUCUCAAAGGAAACAGACCUUAUCCUGACUUUUAAUAUUUCAAUGCACCGAUCUUGGUGGAUGGAGAAUGGACCAGGAUGUACGGUGACAUCAGUGACACCCGCCCCAGACUGGGCCCCAGAGGACCAUCGCUACAUCACGGUCUCAGGGUGUUUUCUGGAGUACCAGUACAUAGAAGUGGCCCAUAGUUCCCUCCAGAUUGUCCUCGCACUGGCAGGGUUCAUCUACGCCUGUUAUGUUGUGAAAUGUAUAACUGAAGAAGAGGACAGCUUUGAUUUCAUAGGUGGCUUUGACUCUUAUGGCUAUCAAGGUCCACAGAAGACAUCUCAUUUACAGCUACAGCCUAUGUACAUGUCAAAAUAAUACCGAUGACUUCAGUAUAUCAGCUCAUGGACUUUUCAAAGAACUUGUUUCCCAGUGGCCUCCUGCAUUUUAUGAAGAGCAAGAAGCAACCGAAUCUUAACAUAUAUACAUAUUAACACAACAAACACAAAGCCUCUACUAUACUGAGACGCGAACGCGGGGACACACACGCACACACACGCACACACCAAUUCCACUUGACCUCCUCUCUCUAACUGAAAUAGACAAAUAUGCAGGACACGCCCAUCUUGGAUUUCCUGAAAGCAGGCUCCUUUCUCCCAGGCCUUUGGAAAAGGAGGUGCGAUGGUGCCCUCUGCUGGCCACUCCUAACUCCUCCGCAGCCCAGCCCGCCGGCCUCUGCGAGC